Mycena indigotica is the source of this 384-nucleotide messenger RNA. Its product is annotated as MYND-type domain-containing protein. The transcript has 2 exons. NCBI's taxonomy places the organism in Eukaryota, Fungi, Basidiomycota, Agaricomycetes, Agaricales, Mycenaceae. The record is from RefSeq and is a predicted model, not a curated record. The coding region runs from base 1 to 384 and encodes 127 amino acids.
AUGGCGCGACCAUUAGCCUUUCGAAACAGAGCCUUUCAUCCCAUCAGCAACUCCGGUCCCGCAACGUCGUUGCUGCGAGAUGUCGCUCCAGAGCACUCUGUCAACAUAUUGGCCCUGGGAUGCGGUGACAUACGCAACGUUCUGUACACCGUCUACUCUGAGUCCGAGAAUCUGAAUCGCAAGUUAGACUUGACUUUUUGUGACGUUGAGCCAGCUGUACUGAGUAAGACGUCUCAACUUGCGCCAGCAUUUCUGAAGUAUUUAGCGCGCAACAUCAUAUUGCUCACGAUGAUACUCGAUAACGUCGGCAUCGACACCAUCUGGAAGAGUUUCAUGUUUGCCUCUCAGACCAGAUCCAAACUGCCGGAGAUGUUCGUCUCCUAA